GUACUAUAUUAGUAUUUUUAAGCUAUCGUUUUGUUAGAAAAGCGACAUUUUUAUUUUGUUUUAAAGGUUAUAUACUUUUGUAAAUAUUAAAAAAUAGAAAUAAAAAAAUUCGUUAGGUGUAUUGACUUUAACGGGCCAGCCCAUUUAGCCAGUAGGCUAAACUUGAUUUUUUCUUUUUGUAUUUUAAAAUUUCAUAUUUAGUAAUUUUAGACGCUCGUUUAAAAUAAUAUAGGACAAAUAUGGGUCCUUUUAACUAUGACAUGUUUAAAAACAAUAAACCUGCCGUCCUUUUGAUGAGCGAUUGACGUCUAUAGUUAAUAUUUUUUUCAAACGGCCACUUAAAUUGCUAAAUUUGAAAAAAUGAAAUAUAAAAAUAAAAAUCUCAUUAACGAAAAGAAACCGUCCAAUUUGGCGAGUUGGGACUUGGGACAGGAGAGAUUCGGCCGGCGCCGAUCGGCAGAGGCGGCGGAGGCCGGAGAGGGAUUCAGGGAUGGAGGAGGAGGUGACGGGGAGCGGCGGGGGGAUUGCGCGGAAGAUGGCCGCGGGGGAGGUGGAGCUGCAGGAGAAGGCGGGGACGGCGUGGAGCCACUCGUACCUGAACCAGAAGCCGUGGCACCCGCUCUCGUACCCGAACCAGCGCCGCAAGUGGAUCGCCGAGCAGACGCACGCCAAUCGCGCGCGCCGCCUGGAGGAGGUGCAGCGGGAGUUCGCGCAGGAGCAGGAGUUCUUCCGUCAGACCGCGCUCUUCUCUAAGAAGGACAAGGAGAAGAUGGAGGUAAUGAAAGCUGUGAGUUUCAUGUACGUGCGUCCACCUGGCUACAAUGCAGAGAGUGCAAAAGCUGCUGAAAUUGAAGAUGAGAAAAGGAGGUCAGAUCCAGGAAACGUGGCUCAAGGUGCUGCAGUGGCGAGUACCUCUUCAAUGCCUGAAAAGGGACUUGAAAAGACCCAAUCAAUCACAGAUAAGAAAAAUAGGCCGAAAGAUGUUUUUGGUCGGCUAUUGCCAACAGAACAAGAAUUCGAAGUUCUAAAAAAUGCUCCAAGGUUGGACACUGGUGCUCCUGUGAGGAUUAAACCAUUUGGAGUUGAAGUUCGUAAUGUUAGAUGUUUAAGGUGUGGAAACUACGGCCACCAGAGUGGUGACCGGGAAUGCCCCAUGAAGGAUGUGAUCAUGCCUAAUGAGGAGAGUCGAUUGAAAAGGGAUGAUCCACUUACAGCUAUAAUGGCGCACACUGAUUCAUGUGAGCCUUUGAAGUGGGAACUUAAGCAGAAGCCAGGCAUGAUCCCUCCUCGUGGUGGAUUCAACCCAGAUGAUCCUAACCAGCAGAUUGUUGCAGAAGACAUCUUUGAUGAAUAUGGAGGAUUUCUGGGCGACUGUGAUAUUCCAGCUCUCAUUUCCAACUUUUCUGCUAGCUAAUCGAAGAAACGAUCCAAGAGUAAAGGCAGGCAUAAGCACGCUGAGCCAGCAGUUCAUGAGGAAUCCAGAAGACAUCACAGCAGUUGCCAUUCAUCCUCGGACUCCGAAGCUGAGAAGAGCAAUAGGGCAUCAAGAGUCAAGAGAAAGAAAAAAAUAUUCUUCUGAUCCGUCAUAUUCUGAUGCUGAGGUGGAAGCUUGAAAAGGCAAGCAUAAGUCAAAGCAUAAGCAUAAGAAGAAACACUGGUCAGAAUCUUCUUCUGAUUCAAAUGUUGAGGCUAACGAAGAUACAAGGAGGCAUAUGAAGACACAGCAUUGGAAGUAGAGAAGAGUGUAUUCGGAAGGUGCACCUUCUUCCUUCUCUAAGGACAAAGGAGGCACAGAAAGCAAGAGGCAUUCAAGGCACUCAAGGGAGAAGCGCCAGUACAGUGACUCAGGUUCCUCUGAGAGCGAGAGGCAUUCAGCGCGACAGAUGGA
This is a messenger RNA of Phragmites australis (common reed), 1888 nucleotides long. RefSeq lists its product as uncharacterized. Gene Ontology annotation, biological process: negative regulation of DNA-templated transcription. Lineage: Eukaryota; Viridiplantae; Streptophyta; Magnoliopsida; Poales; Poaceae. The record is from RefSeq and is a predicted model, not a curated record. Gene Ontology annotation, molecular function: transcription corepressor activity. Gene Ontology annotation, cellular component: nucleus.